Molecule: messenger RNA, 1181 nt
Organism: Nilaparvata lugens (brown planthopper)
Lineage: Eukaryota; Metazoa; Arthropoda; Insecta; Hemiptera; Delphacidae
Gene: Ostgamma
Product: tumor suppressor candidate 3
Exons: 6
Coding region: 279-935 (218 amino acids)
Cellular component (GO): oligosaccharyltransferase complex
Source: RefSeq, a predicted model, not a curated record
GCAUCAUAUUGAAGAUCUUCAGGGAAGCUAUUAUGUGAUCGAGUCAACAAGCUUUACUCGAUAUAAUCAUAGAGUGAGCAUACACAAGCUGACAAACCUACAUAGCAUAAAUAUUAAUGCAUGCUUAUUCUUUUAGUAUUUCCUUCAUUAUAGACUGAUUUUUAUCAUCCAGAUUCAUUGAAUUGUAUGCUUUUUGCAGGCAUGCCAACGAUGAGUACCUGAUUGUUGCAAAUUCUUUCCGUUAUUCUCAAGCAUUUAGCAACAAAUUAUUCUUCACAAUGGUCGAUUUCGAUGAGGGUGCCGAUGUUUUCCAAAUGCUGAGACUGAAUACAGCACCGAUCUUCAUGCACUUCCCUCCAAAAGGCAAGGUGAAGAGCAGUGACACAUUCGACAUUCAAAGGUUGGGAUUUGGAGCUGAAUCUUUGGCCAGGUGGAUCGCUGAGCGCACGGAUGUUCAGAUACGAGUUUUCCGACCUCCCAGCUAUUCUGGAACCAUGGCUUUGGUAACGUUGUUCGCUCUUGUUGCUGGUUUCUUGUAUGUGCGUAGAAACAAUCUCGAUUUCCUCUACAACAAAACUCUGUGGGGAAUUGCAGCCGUGUUCUUUUGCCUGGCUAUGAUCUCUGGCCAGAUGUGGAAUCACAUCCGAGGACCUCCAUUCGUGCAUCGGUCUCAGAGCGGAGGCGUAGCCUACAUCCAUGGAUCCUCCCAGGGACAGUUCGUCCUCGAAACCUACAUUGUCAUCGUUCUCAACAGUGCAGUUGUGAUGGGCAUGAUAAUGAUGACCGACGCAGCCGGUCGCAAGAACUGUGAUGUGCGCAUGCGCCAGAUUUUGGUGUGUGUUGGUCUAGCAAUAGUUGCUAUAUUCUUCAGUGUCAUUCUCUCCAUAUUCCGUUCAAAGGCUCACAGCUAUCCUUACAGUUUCCUGUUCAAGUAAACAUGGAGAAGACAUCUACAAAGUUUUAAUGUGCAAUUAGAGACUAUGAAGUCAAUCAUUUUUCCAUUUUCAUCUUAGAAGAUAUAUUCAAUGAUUUUUGAUAUUGUGUUAAGUGUUUUCUUUUAUUUUUUGUCAUAUGUAAAUUAAUCAUAAUAUCAUUCUGUAUCAGGUUGAAAAUAUUCAAGUAAAGAAUUUGAAAUAUGAAUAGAGUUUUAAAACUGUCUAUUAAAUUGGUACAAGUUUUAA